Molecule: messenger RNA, 2139 nt
Organism: Penaeus monodon (black tiger shrimp)
Lineage: Eukaryota; Metazoa; Arthropoda; Malacostraca; Decapoda; Penaeidae
Exons: 9
Coding region: 55-1392 (445 amino acids)
Biological process (GO): phosphatidylserine exposure on apoptotic cell surface; apoptotic process involved in development; engulfment of apoptotic cell
Cellular component (GO): plasma membrane
Source: RefSeq, a predicted model, not a curated record
GUAACCAUAAAUUUGCCAAGGCAAUUUUGGGUUUUUUCAAGAUUUGAUGAGCUCAUGUUAGUCAAAUCCCUCCUCACAUACCUGAUUGAUAUCGUCCUAACCAUCAAUAUUAUUAUCGAGGCAUAUAAGGAGGAUAAAAUUCUCAAGGAACUUUACCUAUCCUGCUUCAUCAUCCCGAACGUUCUUGCUGGGAUAAAAUCACUUCACUGGUACUGGCUUCGGUACACAGAAGACGAACUGACGGAGGAAGAAGAGGAAAAGGAAGGGAAGCGAAAGACUUGGGUCUUUCGCUUUGUCCUCUUCUUCUUCAGCCCAGUCCCCAGGUACAUUGACGUGAGAAGACUCGGCCUACAGGAGAGGAAGAAAGUCCUGCGCGGGUGUUCGCAGGAGGAAGCCGACGCCGCCUACAAGCAGUACCUCGAGGCUUCGACGACCCUGUACCUCCUCCGGUUCUUCGAGGUCUUCCUCAUGGACGCCCCGAUGCUCACCAUGAAGUUCCACGACUUGUUUAAGAAUUUCAGGAUGCAGAUAAAACUCAGCGAUCAUAUCCUGCCAGUAAUAAAAAUCUUGUACAAACUCUACAAAGUCUCUGACAUCAUGACGUCAUAUACAACGAAGACAAAGAAAUGGUGGCAUAUGGAAAAUAGAGCGAUGUAUGAGCAUUCUCCCAUUGAAUCGGUAAGGAGUGGCACCAUUGACCUCCCAGGAAAGCUGUGUUUGCUAGCCCUCCACUGCUCUCAGAUGGCUUGCAAGUGCUUGUGCUAUGCAAUGGUGACUAUAUCUAACCUUACUUGGGUGAUCUAUCCUCUGGUGGGGUUGAGGUGGACUGUCAACUUCUGUAUCUACUUCUUCAGACGAAGUUUCAAAAGAUUCGGAUCUCCGGGCGCAGAAAUUAGUCGAACGCUCACGGCGAUAAUAAUUGGUGGAAUCGAACUCUUCACACGUUUCACGACCACGAAAGGAAAUCAGCUGAUCUACACUGUCCUCUUCCACUUCUUGGAUGGCGUCGAGGUCCUCACUGCCUUUUUUCUGCCGCAAUUUGGCAGUGCACUAUCUCCUCCAGCUUCUGUUAAUGACACUCUAACAACCACUGCCACUUCAGGAGAAAUACCUUCAGUAGCAGGAACUUCAGUAGCGCCCGCCACUACUGUUUCAACCACAAAGUCGCCUAUUCACGAUGCUGUAGGUGAUCAUCUUUCUAACCCCAAGUACAUCCUCCUGUCCCUGUGGAUCCUCGCGAUGGCGACUCGUGCCUUCUAUUACACCAUUCUUCACCCGAGUCUUCCUACGCUCUCCUUUCCCUGCUGUUCGAAGGAUCAAGCAGAAGAGAGAGUACAAACAGAAGAGAGAGUGCAAGUAGAAGAGGAAGUUGAAUUGAAUGAGAGGGUUUAAUGUUUUUAAAAGUGUUGUUGUUGGCUUUUCUGUCUCCGUUUCUCGAGCUCCCUUUCUCUCUCUCUCUCUCCUCACUAUCUUUCUCUUUCCCUUUCAUCUCUCUCUCUUUCUCUCUCUCUCUCUCUCUCUCUCUCUCUCUCUCUCUCUCUCUCUCUUUCUCUCUCUCUCUCUCAUUCUCUUUUGGUGUGUGGGAUGUUUAGGAAGUGGUCAAGGUAAUUUUGUGGAAAUAUAUUAUCCUGUGUAUCUAUCUUAUGUCUUAUAUUAUCCUGAUUGGUUAUAUAUUAUAUAUCUUAUGUCAAUCUUUUAUAUAGAUAUUCCUGGCACUUUGCCAUCAUCAUCUAGUCUUUAUACAAUUUUGACGGCCUAUGAUUUUAUGAAUACAUACACGAAUCUGCAUACAUUGGGAAAGUCAAACCUAGAUACGGUAGUGGGCGAGUCUAUCGUAGAUAGACAUGUGGGUUGAGAACCACCAACAAUGAUUAUCUAACCAACUACUCCCCUGGGAAGGAUCAUGGGUCAGCCACCCCGGUAUAAAGACCCAGUCAACUACAUGAUGUCAACAUGGCUCCAGGUAGUUCGUCAAACACCACUUCAGUGAUGGCACGAAUAUGAUGACUUAUUUUAUGAAUAUCAUGUCUAUUAUGUCAUGUAGAUAUAUCUUAUCAAUACCUCCUGCAGAGAUUAUUUAGUCUAAACCAGUAACUCUAAGUUUUGAUUUUGUAUGCCAAAUAAAAGCUUAUUCACGUG